ACCAUCUUCAGUCAUUAUCCAGGAACUACUGAGAACCUGGCCUCAUCUGGAAAUUUAUGCUGCUUCCCAAACUUCUCUCAGGAAAUGACAUUUCCUACAUUCACUUUACUGGAGAGGGGAGUGAUUAAGAGAGAGAGAGUGAAAGAGAGAGCCGGAGAAAAGAAAGAGUAAGGAAGAGGGGUGUUUCUAACUGGGAACAGAGCUUGCACUGUUCCAUAUUAAACACACACACAGUAAGAAAGCGUAAAGGAGAGAAAAAGAGGAGAUAUAUCCCACACACUUACUUUUUUCUUGCAGUUUAGCUGCGUGUAUGGAGCAUUCUGGACUGCAAAAUGAAACUCUCAUGUCUUGUGAUGGUACUCCUGACUAAGGCUUUAGUUGGAGAGUUGACUGAGGCUCUGAAUGUGACGGUGACCCCUGGACCGGUCACUAUGUGCCUGGAAGGAGAAAAUAUUACCGUGUCAUGUCUGGUCUCUCAGAAGAAGAGGAGCAGCAGCGUGCUGGUUCUGCGCUGGCUCUACUUCCCGAAGCCUGAGGAUGAACGACUGGUGGUGAAGAUGAAUUUCAAGAAGGCAAAGUAUUACGGGAACUACAGUCUAAGCUUUUCCCAGACUAAGUUUCACCUGUGGGAGGAGGUAGAAGGAAAAAUCUACAGCUUGCUGAUCCUCAAUGUGUCCAGGGAGGAUAGAGGCAACUAUAGCUGUAAAGUGCAAGAGAUACGACAACACAGAAACAAGUGGAGGGCCUCGUCAAAUGGCACAGGGACCAUGGAGCUACGAGUGCACUACACAGGAGUCCCUGAGAGCUCUGAUAACAUCUGGCGCUGGUUUCAAGAUCUUUAUCUGUGUGCAGUGCUGAUCUGCUCUGUUGGUCUAAUUUCGACAAUGCUUUUCAUCCUGAAAAUUACAUGUCAAUACAUGAAGCAUAAACCACAACAAAAAGCCAGAUUCUAUUUGGUGAAAUGCCCAGAUAGCAGCUCUGGGGAGACAGUGACCAGUGUUGCCAGCUCUUCUCCUAGAAUGCACAGGAAAGAGAAAAGACAUAAAUCACUACCACCUAAAGAUAUCACUGCACAACCGCCUGUGAUACCAGUGAAAGCUCCUGUUCCAAAGCCACGCAGGACCAAACUUUUAAAAGCACAACCUAGAAAAGUGCACAUGCGGGUGGCAGAUGACAGCCUGACAUACGCCGAGCUGGAGCUGGUCAAGCGAGCGCCCGAGGCUAAAAGAAGCAGUUCAGGAGCUGCACAGCUGGAGACCAGUAAACACUGCACAGGAACUGUGUACGCCCAGAUUCUCUUUGUAGAAAAACAAGUGUAAAUUCUGUUGAAUCUAUUUUGUAAAAGAAUUAUUUAUGAUAUAGCUUUUGUAUUGUUUAUGUGAUUAAUAGAUGUUUUAUCUUUUUUAGUUUAAAGCUACAAUUCUGAGCAUCUGGCAUUUGUACAUUCACAAUGUUUUCCACUUAGUACAUUCACUACUUUCCUACGCGCACAUGAUUUAUACAAGAGAUGUUCAAGUCAAACCGAGACGGUUGACAGAAAACCAAAACACAGCUAUAAGAGUAAUAAAUCUUUAUUUCUCUAUAUAAUCCACUGCUACACCCAAUGCACUUAUUCCAGCUUUUCACUAGUGCUUCAACACCAUCAAGGUAGAAAGUUUUCAGAAAUACACCAGAUUCAUGAUCGGACUGCCUGUCAGUGAUCAUAUUGUCGCUGCUGAAAUGCUGGACUCUCAGGAACACCUAACAUGGGUUUUUCCUUUAAUGGACUUUACCUGGUUUGAUUACCAAAGACAUUGUGCUUUGUCCUGCAAAAAGCAGAAUUUCAUACUGCCCACUACACCACUUGCACAUUACAGGUGUUCGACUGGGAUUUAUUGCUAUAUUCGCUGUACAGUCCUGACAAAGCAAAGGCAAAGCAUUUUACACAUGUUUGGGCCAUUAAAGGAAUUUUUGGAAGGCCAUCAUUUUUUAACUUCCUAUUUUGAUGGUUUCCAAACACUGGCAUAAGUGCAUUAGUGUGGCAGGGGAUUAUAUAACUAAAUAAGGUAAGUAGUUUUACUCUUAAAUCUGUUCUGUUUAUUUUGCACAAGUUAAAGUUACAGUAUAUAUGUUUAACAGUUAAUGGCACCUAUUUUAAAUUAUAUGUUUUUGAGUAAAAAACAAACAAACAAAAAAACUGAUCGUAAUGGGUCUUAGUAUAAGACAAAUAUACCCGCAGAAGGACAACAACAUGUAAUUUUUUAAAAAUAAAAUAAAGCCCCCCCCCCAAAAAACAAACAAACAAACAAACAAAAACAAAAUAACACAUGUGUGCAGUACUAUACUAUGUACGCCUUAUUGCUUAAUCA
Messenger RNA from Clarias gariepinus (North African catfish), 2348 nucleotides. It is a transcript of the gene vstm4a, whose product is annotated as V-set and transmembrane domain containing 4a. NCBI's taxonomy places the organism in Eukaryota, Metazoa, Chordata, Actinopteri, Siluriformes, Clariidae. Bases 333 to 1319 code for a protein of 328 amino acids. The record is from RefSeq and is a predicted model, not a curated record. The transcript is spliced from 8 exons.